GAGUCCUGCGGGACAAUGUGGUAUCUUACUAUGAAUAUGAAUUUCUGGCUAUCUAUCCCUACAUAUACCUACAUGUUACAAUGUUCUACAUUUGCCUUGAGAUAUUAUAUAUGUGUUAUAAUAUGAUAUAGGCUAGGGAUAAUUUAGUGACCCAUGGUCAUAAAUCUACUUUCUACACAGGUGGUGGCAUAUGAUCAGGUUAGAGCUGGCGGCUACGCUUGGAGCUCAUGAACGGGGAAAAAUACUCCAUACACAUCAUUAUAAUAAGGUAUGAACCACAUUUUCCACAGAUUAACUGAUCUCUCUCUCCCAAUAAUAUAAGCGAAGCAGAAAUGAGUUCUUUAAGAUUCAAGUAUACAUGUCAAGUUGAUAGUAGACUCAUAUUUCAUUUAAUAAGGUCUUAGAAUCUUAAGUAACUUGAAUUCAGGCAAUCUAUUUAUUUUAGCAUUUUGUAUCAACGUCGGUACAAAAAUUGGUGGAAGAGUGUCUUGGAUUUGAUUUAAACCCACAUAAAUUCAUGAAAUUAUCUUAUAAAUCAUUUACCAAAUCUGUACUUAAAUAUACAAAGAAAUGGUAAAAUAAACUGAUCAAAACAUACUAAGACAUGUUCAAGUGUGCAUUAUCUAAAAUACUGCAUGAAUAAUCAUGAUUAAUUGUAGUAUUUGUAAUAAUAAAAUACAAAUUCUUAAGAGGUCAAAGGUCACCCUGUGGAUAGUGUUGUUCAUACAGUGCUGCCGCUGCCACCUAUAAUUGACAUAUCGUACAUUUAGAUGUUUGUAUAUUGCUAAACGAUUUUGAACUUUACAGGAUGAAUAUUGCGUUUGAAAGUUAUACCGAAUUAUUUCGCGAAAGUCAUAUUUACGAUAUCACGACUUUGAAUAUUAUGUAAUAAAUAAAUUACGAAUUUAUGAUUCAAAAUAUUAAUCUGAUGUACCAUUUUUUACGAAUUUUAUGACUAAAAAUUAAAUACGACUUGAUGAUUCAAUUUCUCGCGCCAUUUUUUCAUAUGUGUGGCGCGAGCUUGGCGCCAGCGUAUUUCCGUCAUAGAAGUAGCAUCCUAUAGAAGUGGUGUGCGCGCGCCUCCGUGAGGGACAAAACAUACGCAAUGCGACAAUAUUAAAAACACGUUUAACAUUCCUGACAAUAUACCAAAAACAAUCUACGUAAUUCGGUCAUUUGGCCACUUCCCCGUGUCUUCUCUAUGUUAUUGUACCUCUAUGAUUUCCGUAGUUCGUUCAUUUUCACAAGAUGGCGGGACAAGUGCGAGAACUGAGGAACGUUUAUUCAGUUGAGUGUUUUGUUUGUUGUGCAGUGUUUUGUUAAUAAAAGUGAAAAUAACAAAGGUGAGUACAUUGUGAUUGUGUGAAAUUUUGAGGAAGUGGAUUAAUCGAAAACGUGACAAGUAAAAACCUAUGCGGUAUAGGAUCCACUUUGAAUCAUCGAUUUUAAUUAUCGAUCUAUAUAAUUUCGUUUUAUGUAAAUUAAACAAACCCUGUACAAAGAUUAUUAGGUAUCCUGUGUUAUUGUGAGCGAAUACACUAUUAUAACAAAGAAAUCGUCACACAAUUACUUUGUAACAAGAAGUGACGCCAUUACGACACGCAAAUAAUAAGACGUGAGGGCUUACCCACGGGAUCAAAGAUACAGUGAUAAUUUACGUAAUAAUUAGAUAUUUAAAUGAUCUUACUAAGAAAAUAUGACUUAUUUCUAUGCGACUUGACAUGUUACUAUUAUUACUAUUUAAAAAAUGCGUAAGCACUAAUUCGUAUACUUGAGAGGAAUUAGGUACUUAUAUCGUUGGGUCAGAGGCUAUAUAUACUCAGAAUAAUUGUUUGUUGCACUUGAGUACGAAACCUAACUAAUGUAUUGUUAUGAAAUAGGAAUUUCGAGAAAUACAGCGUAGUCAGCGUACGAACUGACUAAUUUCGAGUCGAGCGUGAAAACAAGGCGUCUCUACGCCAAGCUACUUCUCUACAAGAGGAGGAGGAUAAACAUUCUUAGACCAAAGUCACAAGAGUGAGAGUGAGAACACUAUGGAAGCUAUCCUGCUGAAUCGCCUGUCCACAUUUGCCACAAGUAUCAAAGAGCAUCAAGUAAAAGCAUCAGAGCUAUGUGCGUGUCGUCCAUGGGGAAAGGAUCAGCUAGAGCAAGCUGCUAUUAUCGCCUCCAAACUACAAUCUAUACUGGGAAGAUUUCAAAGUGAUCUCUAUCAGUACUUCAACCUGUCCAAGGAUCCUAACGCCGAUGAGAUUUCAAAUGUAACUGCGAUACAGCUAGACGGUGAUGAAGUCUUAGCUGAACUUAAUGCAAGAAUUCAAGCUGAUAAGGAUACAAGACAAGUCAAAUCCGAUCCUACAAAAAACAGGAGCAAGUUACCAGAGUUGGAUUUAAUAUCUUUUCAUGGUGACGUUCUAGAAUGGACUCAAUUCUGGGACCAAUUCAGUUCCAACAUUGAUCAAAGGAAUAUACGAGAUGUUGAUAAGCUACUCUACCUUAAAGCAUCGUUAAAGGGUGAAGCCAAAACCAUUAUCGAUGGUUUAGAAACCACGAAUGACAAUUAUAAGAUUGCCAUAGAUACUCUGAGAGAGAGAUAUGGCAAUAGAGUGCAGAUUGUUGAUGCCCACUAUUCUUCCUUAUAUAAGAUUAAGAAGGCCAUGAAGCCAGAAGAUUGCAGAAAGACAUUAGAUGAACUCGAGAGACAUCUAAGAGUCUUACAGUCCCUAGGAGAGGACACAAAUCAAAACCAUUUAAGAUUUCUUUUCAUGGAAAAGUUUCCUGAAGACAUCAUUUAUGAAAUGAAACUAAAAUUGAAGACUGAAUCCAUCGAAGAAAUAAGAAAACAACUAAACACUAUCAUAUCAGCAAAAGAAGAUGCCAAGAGGAUUAGUGUUGAGACUAAAGGUAUGGAGACAACCUUUACCACUGAGACUUUACACAUAAGGGAUAAACAUCCGAAGAAACCCACCUAUGAUAGGAGAAUCAAACAUAGAGUUACAAAAAUGAGAGGAAAACCAAAUAAAUUUAGACAAAAUACAUCAACCUUUUCAAAUACAUUCCCGCCUAAGAAAAGAAAAUAUGAGUCCACUUGUCAAGCUUACUAUACAAACUCGAAAUGA
This is a messenger RNA of Cydia splendana, 3116 nucleotides long. RefSeq lists its product as uncharacterized. The coding region runs from base 2034 to 3116 and encodes 360 amino acids. The record is from RefSeq and is a predicted model, not a curated record. The transcript is spliced from 2 exons. Lineage: Eukaryota; Metazoa; Arthropoda; Insecta; Lepidoptera; Tortricidae.